Messenger RNA from Conger conger (European conger), 4776 nucleotides. RefSeq names its product protein NLRC3-like. The record is from RefSeq and is a predicted model, not a curated record. Gene Ontology annotation, molecular function: protein binding. Lineage: Eukaryota; Metazoa; Chordata; Actinopteri; Anguilliformes; Congridae. The coding region runs from base 183 to 3317 and encodes 1044 amino acids. The transcript has 8 exons.
UUCUGUAAACGGAAUAGAGGUGAAAAUUUUGUUUAGAACAGCCCUUCAGGUGUAUUUUACUAGCUAUGGAUGUGAUGCUUUAACUUGUAAUAAUAAUACAUUUCACAUUUAUUUAAUAUCCGUUUAUCGGACACGGCGUGGGACUAUGUAUCGGAUCUAACAGCGCUGGACAGGUAUCUUUGAUGGCUGGCCAGGUCUUGGAGAUUCUGGAGGACCUGACAAAAGAAGAAUUUUUAAAGUUGAAGUUGUAUCUGAAUGAAGAGGUGCUGGAAAGAUGUAGACCCAUCCCACAGGGUCGACUGGAGGACCAAGGUGUGACAGGUGUCAUCACCUUGAUGAAGAGUUCCUAUGGUAACAAGAUGGUGCAGGUCACACUGGAGAUCUUAAGGAAAAUUUCGAGAAAUGACCUCGUUGAGAGACUGGAGAGCGCCCCUGACAACGAAAAAUGUGCUCCAACAGUUCAGGAUAAGCUGAAGUCUCGUCUGAAGAAGAAGUUUGAGUGCAUAUGUGAAGGGGUUGCCAAGCCAGGAAAACGCACCCUUAAGAGUAUUUACACAGAGCUCUACAUCACAGAGGGGGACUGUGAACGGGUCAAUAAUGAACACGAGGUGUUGGAGAUUGAAACAGCAACCAGGACACAGCCUACACAAGACACAGCAAUUAACUGCAACAACAUCUUUAAACCCUUAGCUGGACAAGACAUACCCAUCAGAACUGUGAUGACCAAGGGCAUCGCUGGUAUUGGAAAAACGGUCUCUGUGCAGAAGUUCGUUCUUGACUGGGCAGAAGGAAAAGCUAAUGAGGAUAUUGAGUUCAUGUUUGUCCUUCCUUUUCGGGAGCUGAACUUACUUAAUGAUGAGCAGCGCAGUCUCCUUGAGCUUCUGCAGGUAUUUCACCCUGAAAUGAAAGGGUUUGAAAACAUUGAGUCUGAAGAUUACAAGGUUUUGUUCAUCUUUGAUGGUCUGGAGGAAGGUCUUCAUUUCAGAAUCCAGGACCGCAACAUACUGUCUGAUGUAACAAAAAAAUCCUCAGUGGAUGUGCUACUGGCAAACCUCAUUAAGGGGAAUCUACUUCCCUCUGCUCGCCUCUGGAUCACCUCCCGACCAGCAGCAGCAAAUCAGAUCCCUCCAGAAUUCAUUGACCGUGUGACAGAGAUUAGAGGGUUCAAUGAUGAACAGAAAGAAGUGUAUUUCAAGAAAAGAUUCACAGAUCAGAGUCAGGCUGACAGAAUUAUCUCACACAUAAAGAAAUCCAGGAGUCUACACAUCAUGUGCCAUAUCCCAGCCUUCUGCUGGAUGUCUGCCACUGUUCUGGAGCGACUUUUGGGUGAAACUGAGAGGGGAGAAAUCCCUGAAUCACUGACUGCAAUGUACUCACACUUCCUGCUCAUUCAGGCCAAAAUCAAGCAUCACAAAUAUCAAUACCAGGAGACAGACCCACAGAAACCUCUGGAGCCAGUUAAAGAAAUAUUUCUCAAACUGGGGCAGCUGGCUUUUCAAUGCAUAGAAAAGCUCAAACCAAUAUUUUAUGAAGAGGACCUGAGAGGAUGUGGCAUUGAUGUCAAAGAAGCUUCGGUCUACUCUGGGCUGUUCACAGAGAUCUUGAAAGAGGAGUCUGUGCUGCAUCAGAAGAAAGUCUACUGCUUUGUGCAUCUGAGCCUCCAGGAGUACAUGGCUGCUUUGUAUGCGAUUCAUUCCUUCAUAAGCAAGACCUCCAGGGCAUUGAAGCCUUUUUUUGGUCAAAAGACUUUAGCAACUCUCCAUGAUUUGCACAAGAAAGCUAUUAAGAAGGCUUUGGAGAGUAAGAAUGGACACCUGGACCUCUUCCUCCGAUUCCUUCUGGGCCUCUCACUGGACUCCAAUCAGCGCCUUCUCCCAGGUCUACUGCCAGAGACUGGAAGCAACUCUGAGAGCAUCCAGAAAACAGUUCAGCACAUCAAGGUCUUUAAUGUGAAAGAUCCCUCCCCAGAAAGGUGCAUCAAUCUGUUUCACUGUCUGUCUGAACUCAACGAUGAUUCAAUUAUGAAGGAAAUCCAUGAGUACUUGAGCUCAGAAAGUCCGUCGGGUGAAAUGAUCUCACCUGCGCACUGUUCCGCCCUGGCUCACCUGCUCCUUGUGUCUGGGAAGGAGCUGGAAGAGUUUGACCUGAAACGGUACAACACCUCAGAGGAGGGGCGAAGGCGACUGGUCCCAGCUGUGAAGUGCUGCAAGAAGGCUGUACUCAGGGGCUGUAAUCUCACAGAGAAAUCUCUUCAGCUCGUGGACUCCGCCCUGCAGUCAGUCUCCUCCCCCCUCAGAGUGCUGGACCUCAGCAACAACAACCUGGGAGAUUCAGGAGUGGAGCUGCUCUGUGCUGGACUGAAGAGCACAAACUGUAAACUACAGACUUUGAGGCUCAGGGAGUGUAACCUCACAGAGGGCUGCUGUGAUGUUCUGGCCUCAGUCCUGCGUUCUCCUCACUCAGAGCUGAGAGAUCUGGAGCUCAGAGACAACGAGCUGCAGGACUCAGGAGUGAGAGCGCUCUCUGCUGGACUGGAGGACCCACACUGUAAACUGCAGAGACUGGGGCUGUCAGGCUGUGGAGUCACAGAGAGAGGCUGUGAUUCUCUGGCUUCAGCUCUGCGUUCAAACGCCUCACACCUGAGAGAGCUGGACCUGAGCUACAAUCACCCUGGAGACUCAGGAGUGAGAGCGCUGUCUGCUGCUAAACUGGACACACUCACACUGCUUGUAGACCAUGGAGGAGAGAUCAGGCUGAAACCAGGACUGAGGAAAUAUGCUGUUGCACUCACACUGGACCCCAGCUCUGUACACAGAAAGCUGUCUCUGUCUGAGGGGAACAGGAGGGUGAAAUGGGGGAAUGAGCAGCUAUAUCCCGAUCAUCCAAAGCGAUUUAGCAUGUAUCACCAGGUGCUGUGCCAGGAGGGGCUGUCUGAGCGCUGCUACUGGGAGGCAGAGUGGAGGGUGGAGAAGGGUGGGAAAUGGCCCUGUCUCGCAGUGGCCUAUGAAACGCUUGGCAGGAAAGGACGGGGUGCUGAAAUGCAGUUUGGACACAAUGACAAGUCCUGGAGUCUGUGCUGUUCUAAACAGAAGUACUCUGCCGCUCACAGAAAUAUCUCCACUGACAUACCUACUGCCCCCCCUUCCUGCAGAGUAGGGGUGUACCUGGACUAUCCGGCCGGCACUCUGUCCUUCUACAGCGUCUCCUCUGACACAUGUACCCUCCUGCACACUUUCCACAGCACCUUCACCCAGCCCCUCUACCCUGGGUUUAAACUGAAUAAGGGCAACUCGCUGUCCCUGUGCAUGCUGGGAUAGGUUCCUGGGUGUGUGGCUCUCGGUGUAAAAGAAAAUCUUAAUGUGCAAGAAAUUCCAGAAGUCGACCAGCUCAUGCCUGGGCACAGUGAGUGAGUCUGCUUGCAAGAGGGGAGUCAGUUUUAGAUCUGCUGUUAUGUACUGAUCCUGACAGAAUUUGACUUACUAGUGAGCUAGCAGAGUUAAGCCUGCUACACAAGGAGCGAUUGGAAAGAGCUCUUGGGGAAGUCUGUAUCGUAGUGGUCAAGGAACGUGACUGUGACAUACAAGUUUGAUGGUUUGAUCCCCAUUGUAGCCACAAUAAGACCCGCACAGCUGUUGGGCCCUUGAGCAAGGCCCUUAACGCUGCAUUGCUCCAGGGGAGGAUUGUCUCCUGCUUAGUCUAAUCAACUGUACAUCUGCCAAAUGCCAUUAAUGUAAUGUAAUGUAAAAGUCUUGUUCUUCAGACUCAGCUCUGAGGCAUGAUGGGACAUUAUUGCCCUGCUUCUACACAUGAGCCUGUUUUGCUCGACUGUCUGUGCUGUCCAGCUGGCUAUAGUUCCUACCUUCCCUAAAUUUGUCUGUGGAGAAUUUGAACAUGGGAAUAGCUCUGGAAGGUAAUCCUGGUUUGUUAAAACGAAAUGUUUGUUGACCUUAGGAGACUCCUUUUUUCCCUUUUCAAGCGAAUGACUUGCCACUAGAGAAACCACUCUGGAAAUCUUGCACAUUAUCUUACCUGAGAUUGUUUUUCUGCUCUUUACCGUGUUGGGAGUCAGGUAUGGGCAGUGUCCCUGUGGACGUUGUGAUCACAUGAUGCUAUGGGCAGUGUCCCUGUGGACGCUGUGAUCACAUGAUUCUAUGGGCAGUGUCCCUGUGGAUGCUGUGAUCACAUGAUGCUAUGGGCAGUGUCCCUGUGGAUGCUGUGAUCACAUGAUGCUAUGGGCAGUGUCCCUGUGGAUGCUGUGAUCACAUGAUGCUAUGGGCAGUGUCCCUGUGGAUGCUGUGAUCACAUGAUGUGGGUUUACUAUGCUUUAUUUUAAUGGGGACCAAAGAGUUUGCCCUUCUGUAUUUUUCUGCUUUUGUUCAGACUGGUAGAAAGCAGACGGAGAAAGGACCACAUCAGUUUACUGUACUUUUAUGCUUUCAUAAUUACUAAUUACAUUUUAAUUACUGUCCAUUUUGAUUUUGUUUUGUAAAAGCAGCUUGCGAUGGUGUAAUGUUUCUGUACUUGUCCUGUUUCUUGAGUCCCGAGCCAUUUAUUCCUUCCCCCGGUUCUAGCCUCCUUGUUCCUGAGUCCUUGCCCUUGUUUGUCUGGAUUUCCAGUUUUGACCCCUGCCUGCUUCCCUGGACUAUUCUUUUGUUGUUUUGGAUAUCUGUACCUCUGCCUUGUUGGACUGACCGCCUGGUUUUUGACUCUGGCCUGUUUUUUGACUCCACUCUGUCUGCCCCUGCUUUUGAAAUUAAACCUGCCAUUUUUUCUGCA